UUGUUCACUGUGAAAUUUUAGGGUUCUAAUUUUCGAGACUUAUUCUCCCCCUUUUGAAAAUAAGAUUCCUGUUAUCGUCUUUAAGUAGUAGAAUGUUUUGUCACAAUCAAUAAUACUCCAUGUUCAUGUUCGUUUCCAGUUUCCCUUAAAACCCUAGAAGCUAAAAUCGGAAGAGACGACAUCAUCUAUGCAUAAUUCCGAUUGUCCAUCUUCGUCUAUGUCAGCAACUAAAGAGCAGACAUGUCCCAUGCCAGACUGGUCACUUCUCCCUGAAGAGCUACUGCACAUUAUUGCCAAGUAUCUUGAGGACGAUGACUACUGUUUCGAUGUUGUUCAUGCUCGCUCUGUUUGCACCUCAUGGCGAUCCAUCUUCCCCUUUCCUUCUUGCCUCUUACGCCCAAAAUAUCAUCUUCCCGCAUUCUCCGAUGAAAGCCAAGACUUCUGCACCCUCGAGAAGAUCCCUGUGUUCCUGUUUAGAGUCUUAACUCCUCCUUCUGCAUCACAUUUUGAGUAUUUUCUAGGAGACAUCGGCCGUGAUAACUCAGAUGAUCAUAUGGUGUUUCCAUCUCCCGUUCAGUGUUCAGUGAAACUGAGGAUCCCAGGACUUGAUCCAACCUCGAUAAACAUACGCGACUGUCAGAUUCUCUCUUUGGGUUAUCAGUACAGAAUGAUCGGUUGGGAUGCUGCAUCACAUAAAACAGAUUACAGAGGUGUGGCUUUUCUUCCACUAGACAAGGAUGGUGGAGGAGACUUCGUUGUGCUCCUCAACUACUCUAGAGUUUUGUUGGUGUUGAGAAGUUCUGAAAUGAGGUGGUACCGGCUUGAAGAACUCUCAACUGGUACAUGCUCAAAUUUAUUCACUUUUAGAGGUAGAUUUUAUGCAAUCUAUAUGAAUGGGGACAUGUUCGCUAUCGAUCCUUAUUCGCUGGAAGCUACUCCCUUGUUACCUACACCACCUCAUAACCAUUCCCAGUAUCUAGUUCCAUGUGGUAAUGAUGAGUUUUUCAUGGUUGAGAAAAUCAUUCCUCUUACUGGUAUAAUAAGUUUUCACAAGCUAGCAUGCAAAGUAAGUAGGCUAGAUGAGGAAGUUGGCAAAUGGGUCGAGGUCAACGAUUUAGGAAACCGUGUGUUGUUUUUUGGAGAUUUGGGAAAUUGCUCUUUCUCAGCUAAUAGGCUUCCUGAUGGUUGUGGUGUGAGUGGGAAUUCAUUGUUGUUCACCAAUGGUCCCGGCUAUAUAACAUACGCCUAUAAAUAUGGAGCACCUACAGAAAACGCUGAAGACGACCUCAAUUUUUGGAGAUACUUUAGAGAGAAUCAAGUGAUGAUUCUUAGCACAUCUCCUCCUAUUGUAGCUCUCCGGAUUGAGCGCUAAGAUGUAAAUGGAUUGAGGUCAGUGUUUGGGAGACCGCUUGUUUUUUAUUGGAAACUUUGGAAAUCUCUUUUGAACAGCUAAGGAGCAGUUGUGGUGUGAAUGGGAACUCAAUUUUGUUCACUAAUGGAGGCAAUGUAACUUUUGCCUACAAAUGUGGAGUUCAUACGGGAAGGGGAGUAGAAGAUGUCAAUUUUUGGAGAUUCUCAAGAGAGAACUGUGAGAUGAUCCACUACAGAUCUUCGGUUGUGGCUCUUCGAGUUGAGUGUCAAGAUGAAAAUCGUGCUUUUGAAUACCUGAGGCAUACUGUUGGUUUUUUUUUUUUGAUUAGUUCACAAGCAACCUUAUCCUUUGAUAUUAUGUAUUGUAUGUAUAUUUUGUAACCCAGGGUUGUGGAGUGUUUGUCUAGUGCGACUGUGAUAUGUUGAAGACUACAUAACCGUAUUGAAGUUUUUUUUUAUUUUUAAAA
Molecule: messenger RNA, 1838 nt
Organism: Capsella rubella
Lineage: Eukaryota; Viridiplantae; Streptophyta; Magnoliopsida; Brassicales; Brassicaceae
Product: F-box/kelch-repeat protein At1g64840
Exons: 3
Coding region: 188-1372 (394 amino acids)
Molecular function (GO): protein binding
Source: RefSeq, a predicted model, not a curated record